Messenger RNA from Lagenorhynchus albirostris (white-beaked dolphin), 3016 nucleotides. It is a transcript of the gene ATP6V1E2, whose product is annotated as ATPase H+ transporting V1 subunit E2. Gene Ontology annotation, molecular function: proton-transporting ATPase activity, rotational mechanism. The coding region runs from base 2123 to 2803 and encodes 226 amino acids. NCBI's taxonomy places the organism in Eukaryota, Metazoa, Chordata, Mammalia, Artiodactyla, Delphinidae. The transcript is spliced from 3 exons. The record is from RefSeq and is a predicted model, not a curated record. Gene Ontology annotation, cellular component: proton-transporting two-sector ATPase complex, catalytic domain. Gene Ontology annotation, biological process: proton transmembrane transport.
CUCGGGAGGGAGCAGGGUGCAUCACACCUGCUUUCCCACAUCUUCACGCUGAGCUGAGCUGCUCAGCCCUGUGGGUGGAGCUGCAGCAGGUGCUGCCAGGGCCAGUCCCUGAGUCAUCAAACCUGCUGGCUCUUGUACCACAUCUCCUUCCAUCUCGUGUUCAUGUCCAAGCCCUCAUCCAUGCAGUCUCGACCCGGCAUUUACUUACAGCCAGGCUCUCCUGCCUCCACCAUCACCAGGCUAAUCUUUCUAAACCCAGUACGUGGGCCUCUCACUGUUGUGGCCCCUCCCGUUGCGAAGCACAGGCUCCGGACACGCAGGCUCAGCAGCCAUGGCUCACGGGCCCAGCUGCUCCGCGGCAUGUGGGAUCUUCCCAGACCGGGGCACAAACCCGUGUCCCCUGCAUCGGCAGGCGGACUCUCAACCACUGCGCCACCAGGGAAGCCCAGUACUGCAUAGUUUAUGGGAGUACGACUGUCUUGGAGAGCUCUAGAUCUGCCCCCAGCCCCAAACAUGGGCAGGGUGGAUGCCACUUACAGUGCAAGCUUGCCUUAUCUGAAUGGAGAAUCCUGUGCCCUUGUGCAAGAGCCGACACGUGUGUUUCACAUUUCUUAAGUUCGUUUUGUUGCUUUGUUCAAGCCACAGGCUCAAGUGGGCUCAUAAUCCCCAUCCCAGACAGACUGGAAGUUGCAUCUGCCAGACACAUUACUCGGGCACCCGAGUUCAUGCAGAGACACUUACUUGUUCAAUUCCUGACUUUUAGCCCUGCCCCACCCUGCAGCUGCCUUCAAGUCCCAGCACUGAUAGACUGAGUAGAAGUGGGAGUCAGAAGAAGUAUGAGAACUCAGGACUGCAGAUUCAGAGACUGUGACAGGCUGUGGGAUGACUCUACCCCAGCCUCAGCCCAAGAGCCCUGGAAUUCCAGGACUUUACCUACCAUCACCAAGGAUAUGGCUGGCCACCUGAGACCAUGGGUGAAUGUGCCACGAAGUGCCGGGAGGUUCCCAAACUCCGUGCAGGGCUCCUAAUUUGAAUAUAAGGAAGCAAGACUAGGAUGUGUUUCUACUUAUUUUAGGGAGUGGAACUCAAAUCAGUCAUUAGUACUCUGUACACACAGAGAGUGACUGUGAUGAGGCUUAAAGCGGAGGGGAAGAGCUAGUAAUAAUAUAGUACUAGUGAUGCUGAUAAUGACAGUAACUACCAAGCGUGAAGAUUACCUUUGUGCUUAGCAGUAUGCUAAACAUUCACUUCUUUCAUUUAAGCCUCACAAUAAUCCUAUGAUGUGCAUGCUAUUACUAUUUCCAUUUUACGGAUGGAGAAACUGAGGCUUCAAGGCAUGAGCUGCUUUCCCAAAGUCAUACAAAUGUUAAGUGCAGAAGUAGGAUCUGAAUUCCAGCAGUCUUACUCCGGCAACCAUACUGUGGAAGCCGGCGAUGCCUCCUUAAGCCCUCUCUGGGCUUGGAGAGGAUGUCCUCCCUGAUGGACCGGAGCAUGCCAGCCCCUGUGGCUGGUGUGGCAUUCUGAAAGGCUGUCUGGCAAGUUUUGCUUGCUCUGGUUUCUCACUAAAACAACCUUUGGAUUUGGCUUCCCAGGCGACUCACAUACAGGAAAAGAGGGCCAUGACCUGCCAACAUGACAGCUGUAUUUUUCACUAGUAACUUAAUAAACUGGCUGCCUGGGUUCACAUACAUACCUGUUUCUGACAGCUUGGUUAAGGUGAGCCCACCCCAGAGCUGAGGCCCACCAUGUGCCAACUUAAUUGAGAUUCUGGGCAUGCAAGCGUAGCCCCCAGCUGAGGCCUCUGUGCCAAGGAAAUUCCUCUUGGCCUCCUUUUGGCUGGUUUGGCCCGCCUUCCCCACUGACAGUCUGGCUCUUUGGAUUCGAGCUGCCUGGUCAAACUGUGAGGGUCUGCAGAAAGAAGGAAGCAACAGUGCCAGGUUCCAGUGCGUGUUCCAAGUUCCACAUUCUGCCUACAGACGCCCGGCGCCAGAGCAAAGGCUGGCCCUUGGCAGUGGACUGCUCAGAAUGUGGAACUCUGGAGACACUCCUGAAACUCUGCCCUAAGUCAAAGGAACCAGAGAGUCCACCAGUUCUCCCUCCACCUCCCUUUCCAGGAGCAGCCAUGGCCCUGAGUGAUGUCAAUGUGCAGAAGCAGAUUAAGCAGAUGAUGGCUUUCAUUGAGCAGGAAGCCAACGAGAAGGCAGAAGAGAUAGAUGCCAAGGCUGAGGAAGAGUUCAGCAUUGAGAAAGGACGCCUUGUGCAAACCCAGCGACUGAAGAUUAUGGAGUAUUAUGAGAAGAAAGAGAAGCAGAUAGAGCAGCAGAAGAAAAUCCAGAUGUCUGCCAUGAGGAAUCAGGCAAGGCUGAAAGUCCUGAGAGCCCGAAACGACCUCGUCUCAGAGUUGCUGAAUGAUGCAAAGCUGAGACUCAGCAGGCUCGUGGCAGACCCAGUAUUUUACCAGGGGCUGCUGGAUAAACUAGUGCUCCAGGGUCUGCUCCGACUGCUGGAGCCCGUGGUGAUUGUACGCUGCAGGCCGCAGGACCUCCUCCUGGUGGAGGCUGCAGUGCAAAAAGCCAUCCCUCAAUACACGACAGUCUCCCACAAACGUGUGGAAGUCCAAGUUGACAGAGGGGUGCAACUGGCUGCAGAUGCGGCUGGAGGUGUGGAGGUCUACAGUGGUGAUCAGAGAAUAAUGGUUUCCAAUACUCUGGAAAGUCGACUGGAUCUCUUAUCCCAGCAAAAGAUGCCAGAAAUACGAAAGGCCUUGUUUGGAGCCAGUGCCAACAGGAAGUUCUUUCUAUAAGCCUCUAGGAAGUGAAGCUCAUGUUGAAUUUCUAAGCUAUAAAAGCAUGAGUUAUUAGGACAAAGGAAACCAGUAAUAUCUCCUCCUCUUUUUUGCUCUGGUAUUAGUCUGUCUUCAUGAAAUACCCUUUGACUAGCUAAAGGCAUUACACUUUGGAAUAAAGCCUGACUUAGUGCUUAGCAACCUAUUUCCAAUUUAUCUAUACAUAUUACA